Molecule: messenger RNA, 1552 nt
Organism: Rhodamnia argentea
Lineage: Eukaryota; Viridiplantae; Streptophyta; Magnoliopsida; Myrtales; Myrtaceae
Product: steroid 5-alpha-reductase DET2
Exons: 3
Coding region: 590-1393 (267 amino acids)
Biological process (GO): brassinosteroid biosynthetic process
Cellular component (GO): membrane
Molecular function (GO): 3-oxo-5-alpha-steroid 4-dehydrogenase activity
Source: RefSeq, a predicted model, not a curated record
AAUUCGAAAUAGAACAAACAUCACUCACGCUCUUUCUAUCUCACUUGCCCUUUUUUUUUCCUCUCAAAUUCAGGCUUCGACGUUUCCAAUCUCUCCCUCUCUCUCCCACCCCCUCGCCGUUGAUUUGCCGAAACCCUAACUUAUCUCGCCGGUGAUACGAAUCCACCGAUGACCGUACGGUUAGCGAGAGUUCAGAAUUGAGCGGGCCUGGAUUCGUUCGCCGGAUGGGGAGGGAGGUAGCGUCUCUAGACUCUACUUGUUAUGGAGCUGGGAGAACUUACUAGUAGUGGCUUUGAAUGCUAUAUAUGUACCACAUGUCAAUCGUGGAAUUCGAAGAUAUAAUCUGCCAAUUACUUUCUUCCUCGUCCUAAAUGGGAAUGGCAACAAUUUAACCUUAUCUGGCAGCUACCAGCUGGAAAUUAGCUGGGCACCAGAACAGAAGGUAUCUGCUCCGGCCAAUACUACCUCGUUUGUCAGCUCCUAUUUUAUAGCUUGCUUGAGAGUCCAUUUCAGAUUCGUAUAUUAAACUCCCAACUCUUCCCCCGAUUACCACAUUGUCAUUAAGCAAAACACAUUCAAAACUCAAAAGAUGCUCACCAUCUCAGACGAUAGACUCUUCCACAAUUGCCUCCUCACUCUCUACCUCAUUGCACCACCCACCUUCAUCUCCCUACGUUACAUCCAAGCCCCUUAUGGCAAGCACCACCGCUCGGGGUGGGGCCCCACCAUCUCCCCGGCCCUUGCUUGGUUCCUCAUGGAAAGCCCCACUCUUUGGCUCACGCUCUUGAUUUUCCCAUUUGGCAAAAACUCCUCCAACCCCAGAUCCCUCAUUCUCAUAUCCCCUUUCCUCUUUCACUACUUCCACCGAACCAUCAUAUAUCCGCUACGCAUCAGAUCAAGCAGUGGACAGAGAAGUACUCAACCAAAUGCUGGGAAUCGUUUUCCGGUCACUGUGGCUCUCAUGGGAUUUGGGUUCAAUGUCUUGAAUGCUUACGUGCAAGCCAGGUGGGUGUCCAAUUACGAGAGUGAUGGUGCUGCCGGUGGGUGGUGGUUUUGGGGGAGAUUUUUGGUGGGGUUGGUGAUAUUUGUUAGUGGGAUGUGGAUGAACGUGUGGUCGGACAUUGUGUUGGUGGGGUUCAAGAGGGAAGGCAAAGGGUAUAGAGUGCCAAGAGGAGGGUUGUUCGAGUAUGUGAGCUGUCCCAAUUAUUUCGGAGAGAUUGUGGAGUGGCUGGGAUGGGCUGUGAUGACAUGGUCCUGGGGCGGGUUCGGGUUCUUCCUCUACACGUGCGCCAACUUGGUGCCUCGGGCUCGUGGAAACCACAGGUGGUAUUUGGAUAAGUUUGGGGAGGAGUACCCAAAGAGUAGGCAAGCUGUCAUUCCAUUCUUGUAUUGAUCAAUUCACAGGGUUGCUUGCAAACAGGGAAAUGAGAGAUAUGGAUGAAACUGUCAAGUCAUUUGUAUCCAACGUUUCUUCUUGCUAGAGCUUUUCCAAGAAUGAUUUGUAAUCCGCCUAAAUAAGGGAGUCAAUAAUGAUCAGUGGAUAUUGCUUCUU